AUGAACUCGUCAAGUUCGGCCCCAGGCCCAGCCGAAUCCAUCCUUGCGACAUUGAAUCCAGCACAAUGUCGCGCCGUCACGUCCAAGAAUGCCACCGUCGCCAUCCUGGCUGGCCCUGGAAGUGGCAAGACGCACACCUUGACAUCUCGUGUCGUUUGGCUUGUGGACAAUGUUGGAUACGCGCCCACUGACAUGAUUGUCGCCACUUUCACGGUCAAGUCCGCACGGGAGAUGAAGGAGCGCAUCUGCAAGGCCCUUGGAGAUGACCGCGGGAAGAAGAUUGUGCUCGGCACAUUUCACAGUAUUGCCCGCCGCUACCUGGCUGCCUAUGGCAAGCGUAUAGGGCUUGAUGAAAAGUUCGCCAUUGCCGACGAUGGAGACUCGAGAGCCGUCAUCCAGAGGAUUUGCAAACGAUUACAGCUAUCAGUCGAUCCUCCUGCUGCAAGAUCAUGGAUCAGCAAGAAGAAGGCUAGGGGUGACAAUCAGGCACCAGUAAAGCGGAACGGUAAACCAGUACCCGAGAAUCGCGACCUGGAAAUAUGCUUUCGCGAGUACCAAAGCCAUCUCGAACGGUCGAAUCUGCUGGACUACGACGAUUUGUUGACUAAGUGCGUGGAGUUACUUCGAAAGCACCCUUCUUGCGUUGCCAACGUCCAGUCUGUACUCAUUGACGAGUACCAAGACACCAAUGGCAUUCAGUACGAACUCAUGAGGCUGUUUGCUCAGGCACGAGAACGAAUAACCAUUGUGGGAGAUCCGGACCAGAGCAUCUACGGCUGGCGUUCCGCCGAGAUCAAGAACUUGUACCGUCUGCUAAAGGACUUUCCCAAAGCGGACGAGAUCUCCCUGGAGGAAAACUACCGCUCGUCCCAAGCAAUCCUGGAUGUCUCCCUGAAGGUUAUCCAGCAAGACAAGAAGCGUUACCAAAAGGUCCUGUUACCUAUCCACAACAAAGGCACACGACCGGUUCUCCGGAGACUAAAGUCUUCAGCCGUGGAAGCCGAAUGGAUUGUGUCUGAACUCAAGAGAGCCUUGCUGAUGGCCGGCAAGAUGCUGACCUACGAUGAUGUGGCCAUUCUCCUACGGUCGGCAUCGCUUUCUAGGCACGUCGAAUCCUCUCUAGGAAAAGCAGGCAUUGCAUACAAAAUGGUUGGCGGAUUCAAGUUCUACGACCGCGCUGAGGUCAAGGUGAUUCUUGACUACCUGCGUGUCAUUCACCAGCCCGACAACAAUGAUGCAGUGGCCCGCAUCAUCAAUGUUCCCCGCCGCGGCGUUGGAGACACAACUAUAAAGUCCCUUCUUGAGGAAGCCGAGAGCUCCAAGCUCAGUGUUUGGGUGGUGCUAAAUAAGCAUUGCCGGGGAGAGCGCCAGGCAAAGACGAAUAUCAAGAAGGCCAUGGAGCAAAAGAUUAGCGCAGAGCUUCUGAGACUGAUUUCUGGGAUCAGAAGAAAGAUUGAAGAGCCUCCAACCGGGAGUCCAUACUACCACUUGGUCGACCUUAUCCAGAAUCUGCUUUCACAGCUCAACUUCCAGAGAUACCUUCAGGAGAACUACCCCGAGGAGCAUGAGACGCGAUGGGCCAACGUUCAGGAAUUCAUCAGUCUGGCGGGCGAUUUUAUGCGAGACUUGAACGCCACAGCUGAGGAGGAUCGUCUUCCAGUGAUCGAUGGAGUCCAGCAGGUGCAAGAAAAUGACGCCUUGGGCCGUUUCUUGGCAAACGUCUCCUUAGCGUCGGAUGCGCAGCAAAAGGGAGAUGCGGAGAACAAGCCGACUGUGACCAUCUCGACUAUUCACGCAGCUAAGGGUCUUGAAUGGCCCAUCGUCUUUGUACCAGCAGUGUACAAUGGAUCCAUUCCACACUCGAGGUCAGAGGAUCUCGACGAGGAACGUCGGCUACUUUAUGUGGCCAUGACACGUGCGCAGACACUCCUCUACCUCAGUUGCCCAAUGUACAGCUCGCAGAAUGGAGGAAACGGUGGCGAGCGUACUGAGCUAUCGCCUUUUAUCCCAUCAGAGAUUCAUCCGUAUUUUAGGAAAACCGGUCCAUCCUUUGAGCCUGGGAUCCUUCAGGAGAUGGGGCGCAUUCUUGGAAGAGAGAAAGUUGUGCCAACACAAGACAAGGUGUACAAGGAACUGCCGCCCAUGGAACGGCCCGAGGACAACUUAUGGCCCGAAGAUCCGGAAGACUCUUUUGGCGAAAGGGGCGCGAGUGGGAGGAACAUGCCCUGGGCACAGAGACGCCCUCGGGCACAGGCAACUUCAGCAUCAGAAGAGGGCGAUUCCCAGCCGAUACCCACCUGGCACACUUCUACAACAAUGGACAGUGCUUCCAACUUCACUCUGCCAGGCUUUACGACUGCAAGCGCGGCACGGGAGAUGCUAGCUGCUGCAAGGGAGAUGGCCGCAUCCGCUCAGCAAAACGACUCUGGACCUCAAAAGUCCGCCGCGCCCAGAAAGGGAACGUCGAAGCGGCCGGCUGAUCAGCGGAGUCUUCUGGGUUUCGUCAAGAGGACCAAAUCCGAUUUAUCGCAUACAUCCUAUCCCUCAACACAUCGUCCAGCAGCUCCCGAGCCACGAUCGAUUGCUCAAGAGCUUCCAGAGUUGCCAGACUUGCACCAAGCGCAGCGCCCUGCGAAUGCCAUUGAGUCGGGCCUCAGCGGUCACCGACUCGGACAGGGGAGAAUGCCCGCCAAACCAGUAAGACCAGCUUUCGAGGGCACCGCGGGGCCAAAGAAACACUAUACAAACUUCUCGAGCUCCCCACCUCGAGCGAAGUCUCCUGAAAAGGAGAAUCAAGACAUGAACGAGCCACCGCCGGUCCGGGAACGGCCGGCGAGCUGCUUACAUACGACCACGACUACGAAUGGCUUUGGGGGAUUCAAGCGGCCGGCGGCGUUAAAGAAGGAAGGAGGCCUUGCACCGAUAGACCGGCUGAGGAAGCCCUUCAAGCCGCUGACGAUUAAUAGAUCAUGA
Colletotrichum abscissum is the source of this 2973-nucleotide messenger RNA. RefSeq names its product UvrD/REP helicase. Lineage: Eukaryota; Fungi; Ascomycota; Sordariomycetes; Glomerellales; Glomerellaceae. Gene Ontology annotation, biological process: recombinational repair. The record is from RefSeq and is a predicted model, not a curated record. Gene Ontology annotation, molecular function: 3'-5' DNA helicase activity; ATP binding; hydrolase activity. The transcript has a single exon. The coding region runs from base 1 to 2973 and encodes 990 amino acids. Gene Ontology annotation, cellular component: nucleus.